UGUAGGUAGUGGGUGAUAAAAAAGGGAGCUUUAGUAGGAGGGUAAAGUCACUGGGGCUUAACCCAGGCGCAAGAUGAUUUUCUGUGGUGAUGGGCUACUGUACUUCAUUCUUGUUUCUUCUGGAGUCUUGGGAAACUGCACCAACACCGAGCACGCGGAAGCACAGGGCCGCCAACGCAACGGACGAGGGGUCCGCACCUGGACAGCAAUAGUGGCCAAAUACUCGUGUUCUUCAACAAACACCAAAAACAGCGUGAAGGAAGAAAAAGCAGGCUGGCAUUCCAGGACGUACCAGACAACCCAUGGCUUCCCAAGAGAAGAUUACCGUGAUUGUGUAGUGUCAACGAUGAUUGCUGAAGUGGCUGCCAAUGCUUGUGAUGAUAUGACCAUUGGCUUCAGCGUCCCACCAGAUCCCUCUACACAUCCCCCGCUGCUGGAUAUCUGCUGUCAUUGCCAGGCGACACCACCCAUUGCUGAAGAGAAGCUGCCGCGGGGAGCCACCUUGCUCCUUACAACCAUACAGUGCAGCUGUGGGGAUAACGGUUGUUUCUAUAACAUAACUGUAAUUAUAGUGUAAAUGUAAUUAAUUGUAGUGUUUAACUUUGUAGUUUAUUGACUUUCAAUUUAACUGAACAAGUGUUCAGGUUAAGGAUUGGUUGUUAUGCAUCAUGCUUCAUUUGUGUAUUGCUUCACUUUUAAUGUUCGAACCUUUAAUUGAGUAUAAUGCAAAGUUUCUUUGAUACUAGUGUCUGGCCGAGAGAUCAGUCCACUCCUGGCUUCUCCAGGAGACACACCUCCUGUAACCACCUGAGAAAAAUAUAUAAAAUAGAAGACAACGAGUUAUUCGCUUCAAGUCCCUCACCAUAUAUACGCCCACAAACUGGUGACCUCGGAGUGACUUAGAGGGACACGGAGUGAAGACCGAGAAAAUUAGUGAAGACGACAACUUCAAGGUGAAGGGUGAAGCACAACAAGUCUCCAUUAAGCCACUCCCGUUCAUGGAGUCUUCAGUGGAAGAGUGGUUCACCAUCAUGGAGGCACAGUUUCACUUACAACGCAUAUCUUCAGAGUCAACCAAGUUCUACCACGUUCUAUCUGCGCUUCCACCCAACGUCGUCAAGCACGAAGUGAUUCAGUUGUUUGAACGGACCAAACCGGAGUUGUUUGAACAACUUAUCUCUACUGCAGCGAUGACUGGACGCCCGUCUGCUUACAUGAAUGAACUACUGAGCAUCGCUACAAAGGUGGGUGUUUGUGAGGAUUUAGUGAGGCACAAGUUUACACAAGCUCUUCCAGCUACGAUUGGUACAGUUCUUGCAGCACAGAAAGACCUACCACUUAGUCGGCUGGCCAAGUUAGGAGACGAGCUUAUACCUUUGGCUCGAGGACAGCAACAGUGCUUUUCUAUAGAUUCAUCAGUGUCUACUCCUUCCACGACUCUGCCCAGGAGGCAGCGACAAGACGAUCGUCGGGCACUUCGUAGUUACGGGUUAAAACCCUUCCAUGAAGGUCAACAACCGGUAGUGUGUCGUGCUCAUCUGUACUUCGGCGCAAAUGCUCGAACCUGCAAGCCUUGGUGUAGAUGGCCUACCAAACCGGAGUACCUUCACAUGCAGUCAUCUUCAAGACCUACCUCCCCGACUCGUUCAACUACUUCUGAAGCACCUGCUUUAACAUCUAGUUCUUUAAUCUAGAUUGGCAGGUAUGGGCUGCUGCCACUGGCCUGCCACUCCUGGAAGUUGCAAUUUUAGUUGGCGUCACGAACAUGAAGUUUUUAGUGGACACCGGUGCUGCUGUGUCUAUCAUACCCAUAACUAAAGUGUCCGGCUACUUUCUUCAACCAACACCAGUGAGUAUUUCUAAUGAAGUUCUCUUACAUCUUAAAAUACUUGAGCUUAAAAGGACAUUUGAUUGGGUGUUUGUAGUGGCUGAUGUUACUACGCUACUUCUUGGCUAUGAUAUUUUGGAACACUUUGGUUUAUUAGUUGAAUGAAAAGGUAGAUGUUUACGUGACAGCGUAACCCAGUUAGAGGUGCAUGGUGAGCUAAGAAAAAAAAUCCUUGUUAUGUUAUAAAUAGUGUCAUGUCUACCUAAGAAAGUGCAGCUUCUUUUAGCGAAAUACAAGUCUGUGAUUGAACCACAUCAAAUAGAAACGGAUAAAUGCCAUGUCACCACUGCCUCUCAUUACAUUGACACAGGAAGUUCUCCACUGUGCUUUGCUUCCCCUAGACGUCUACCAUACGACAAGCUGCAGGACGCCAAGGAAGCAUUCCAAGCGCUACUGACUACCGGCAUAAUACGCCCCUCUCGUUCACCGUGGGCGUCUUGUCUUCUCUACAUCUGGUCCCCCCAAGAGUAAGCCGGGAGAGUGGCGGGUCACGGGUGAUUACCGUUCCCUUAACCGCUUAACGCAAUCACCAAGCCUGAUCGCUACCCCGCACAUACAAAGUCUCUCCAACCAACUUCAUGGUAUGUCUCGUUUCAGCAAGGUAGAGCUACUUCGAGCAUAUCACCAGAUCCCUAUGAACCCGGAGGGCAUUGAGAUAAUCGCAGUCACUACACCUUUUGGCCUAUAUGAGUACGUAUAUAUGCCUAUGGGGCUCAAGAACGCGGGAAGUACUUUUCAAAGAGUAAUGGACUGCAUAUCCCGUGAUGUUAAGUGCGUAUUUAUAUAUUUGUUUGACAUUCUAAUUUUCUUCCCAGAUGAAGAACAACACUUUCAAGAUCAUGAAUUAGUAUUUCAGAAGCUGCAGGAUCAUAAGUUAAGGGUCUCGCUGGAAAAAUGUGUCUUCAAUGAA
Portunus trituberculatus (swimming crab) is the source of this 2798-nucleotide messenger RNA. RefSeq lists its product as uncharacterized. The record is from RefSeq and is a predicted model, not a curated record. The coding region runs from base 999 to 1694 and encodes 231 amino acids. NCBI's taxonomy places the organism in Eukaryota, Metazoa, Arthropoda, Malacostraca, Decapoda, Portunidae. The transcript has 3 exons.